This is a messenger RNA of Lachancea nothofagi CBS 11611, 576 nucleotides long. Lineage: Eukaryota; Fungi; Ascomycota; Saccharomycetes; Saccharomycetales; Saccharomycetaceae. The record is from the annotation of a GenBank genome assembly.
AUGCAGACACUCAAAUGCGUAGUAGUAGGAGACGGUGCUGUGGGUAAGACCUGUCUAUUGAUUUCGUACACUACGAACCAAUUUCCAGCGGACUACGUGCCUACGGUUUUCGACAACUAUGCGGUAACGGUGAUGAUCGGCGACGAGCCAUACACGCUGGGGCUCUUCGACACUGCAGGCCAGGAAGAUUAUGAUCGUUUGAGACCAUUGUCGUAUCCCUCUACAGACGUGUUUUUGGUGUGUUUCAGUGUGAUAUCGCCUCCGUCGUUCGAGAAUGUGAAAGAGAAGUGGUUUCCCGAGGUUCAUCACCAUUGCCCCGGCGUGCCCUGUCUGAUCGUCGGGACCCAGGUAGAUUUGAGAGACGACAAAGUGAUCAUCGAGAAGCUGCAAAGACAGCGGUUGCGCCCUAUCAUGCCCGAACAAGGCGAGCGGCUGGCGCGCGAGCUCAGAGCCAUCAAAUACGUGGAGUGCUCUGCUUUGACGCAGCGCGGGCUCAAGAACGUGUUCGAUGAAGCGAUCGUCGCGGCGCUGGAGCCUCCCGUGAUCAAAAAGAACAAAAAGUGUACUAUUCUUUAA